This is a messenger RNA of Diversispora eburnea, 714 nucleotides long. Lineage: Eukaryota; Fungi; Glomeromycota; Glomeromycetes; Diversisporales; Diversisporaceae. The record is from the annotation of a GenBank genome assembly.
AUGAGCUCCAUAAAGGAUUCAGUAACUGUGAACGAAGAUGACGCAAAUUUAUUUGUCUUGAUUAUUGAUACAAAUCCAAUGAAUUGGACAAAGGUAGCAAAUAAACAAACUAUGGGAAAAUGCCUGACUUUACAGCAGAUUCUACGUCAACUUCUGGCGUUUAUAAACGCUCAUUUAGCAUUAAAACAUGACAAUGAAGUAGCAGUUAUUGCAAGUCACAUUGGUGUUAGGCAGAAGACUCGAAGGUCUCAUGGUGACUCAGAUCAAUCAAGCAAUUCAAAUAUGUAUCAAAGAUUUCGAGUUAUCGAUGAUCAAGUGACUUCAAAUAUGAAAGCAUUGUUUGAAAAUGAAGCUUUAAAAUCAUGCCCAGAUAAAGAUGUUUGUAAGAUUUCAGAAAGUGAUAAUUCAGUAUUUCUACAGCAAGCAUCACAUAUAACUGGAGGGAGAUAUCUUAGGCUUUCUAUAGAUCAAUCUCGAGGAUUUUUGCAUUUUUUGAUGAAAACUUUUCUUCCUGAUAGAUUUGUCCGAAGACACCUUUGUUUACCAGGAGAUGAAAAAGUUGAUUUUGGUGCAGCUUGCUUUUGUCAUAAAAAAACAAUUAAUAUUGGAUAUGUGUGUUCAGUUUUUUAUUGUCAACCAUUAGAAGAAUGUUCAACUUGCAGGUCUAAAGUUGCUAAUGGUGUUAAAAGAUCGAAGACAAAUGAAUCUUCAUAA